AUGGCUUCCCUCAACACUUCUACCAACGGACCGUCAAUCACCAAAAGUUACCAAUCCGUCGUCAAUGCACCGCCUCCCUCUGGUGCUGCCGCCGCUUCGCCCACCUACGGUCAAUGGGCUGUCUUCUCCGUGUCCGCUCCUCUAGCCAAUGCGUUCCAACAAGACUCGGGAAACAAGGAGAGCAUACUCAAAGUUCAAAGUACAGGAGAAGGAGAGCUUGUUGAUUUGAUCGACGAGUUCUCUGACGGCCGAAUUCAGUUCGCUUUCGUCAAGGUAAAAGACUCCAACACCGGUCUGCCCAAGAAUGCCCUGAUCGCUUGGUGCGGUGAAGGGGUGCCGGAGCGGACAAAGGGAUACUUCACCAGCCAUAUGACGACAGUGGCCAAACUGCUGCAUGGCUACCAUGUCCAGAUUACUGCUAGAUCCGACCGAGAUCUCACGCCGGAGGGCAUUAUACAGAAAGUUGCCGAUGCCUCAGGCUCCAAGUAUUCCUCGAGCAGUACUGCUCCGCCUUCCGUUGCCGCUGCCAGCAAGCCAAACGUGGCUUCGAAACCGGUUUUCACUCCUACACAAAGUACGGGAGUAUCAGGCGGAUAUAACCCCCCGGGCCGUAAUGUGCCGCCCAAGAAAGCUGAUGUGGACGAGGACGGUUGGGGUGCGGACGCUCCCCCCGUUACCCGGACGCAAUUGGAAAAAGUGCAGCCCGCCUAUCAGCCUACCAAGGUCAGUAUGAGAGACCUCACUUCGACGAAGCCGGCCCCGUCUGGUUUGGACAGCAGUCACACGGACGAUCGGCCGGACGUGGUCAAGGGUGCAUAUCAGCCAGUCGGCAAAGUUGACAUUGCUGCCAUCCGACGCCAGGCUAAGGAGUCGGGGCAAAUGCGAGAUGAUAGACCGGAGCCCGUGAAGGGCUCCUACGAGCCUGUUGGCAAAGUCGACAUUGCUUCCAUACGUGCCAGGGCCCAGAAACAUGAGGAUUCCAGUUUCUCGCGACCGAGCCCGGAGCCAAGCGCUUCAGCUGGCACCUCCGAAGAGAGGGAGAUCCCCGUUCGGUCACUACAAGAACGCUCGGCUGCCUUCUCCCAGGGUCCGGAACGUCUCACAUCCCUGCCCAAACCUAAGGUUGCCAACAAGUUCGGCGGUAGCUCGACUUUCACAGGCACCAAAGCACCACUUCCUGGAGGGUUUGAAGCUAAGCCAGUGGUCCCUACGCCUCCGGUAGGCAGUGCCAGUAGGACUUUUGCCGACCAGGGAGGCAAGACUCCUGCACAGCUUUGGGCUGAGAAGAAGGCCCGCGAAAGAGGCUUGAGCGGAUCUGGGGAACCACCACAGUCGCCAACCGGACACUCGGGACAGACUCCAGUGGCAACACAGAAAAGCGGUGGCGAAUGGAAGAGUGGUUAUACCGGUAAGAGCUGGGCGCCAGUCCAGACUACGCACACCGGGCGAAGUAGCAUCGGGCAACAAGUUACAGGCGAAGGCGCGAAGUCUGGCACAGAAGAGGAAACUCCUGCGUCACCCGCCGGUGGUAUCAGUUCGAUACGCGAUCGAUUCAGUGGCGCUCCUCCCAUGGGAGCCCCUGCGACCUUUGACCGCGCUCCGCCGCCUGCACCAGAACCUGACACAAGCAACAAGCCCAACCGUGGUAUACCAAUCCCCGGUCUGCCAGUUUCGCAACCCAAGCCGCAGGAAGAAUCGGCCCCAGCACUGCCCACGCCACCUCCCCAGCCGAGGAGCCCAACGCCACCCACUCCGGACGAGCGAGCUGCUUCUCCCAUCCGUGUCGCUAUGCCAGUCAGCGCGUCCGCGGAAGUGACCGAUGCUCAUGAAGAGAUUGUCUCACCACCACCAACACUGCCGACUACAUCUCUAGCGGAGGCCAUUCCUACUCCGGCGCCUGACGAGGACGAGCCCGAUGUUGGACCCGAUGUUGGACGCGCCGCUGCACAAGCAGCCGCGGCAAGCACAAUGGGACAGGAAGCGGUAGAGGCCGCUCCCCCUGCGGUGGCCGCCGCUGGAGGUGAACGAGCGCGAGCUGAGUAUGAUUAUGAAGCGGCGGAAGACAACGAAGUGUCGCUUCGUGAAGGCGAAAUCGUCACCAACAUCCAGCGAGUGGAUCCGGAUUGGUGGGUGGUUACUAACGAGUCUGGACUGAGCGGACUUGUCCCUAGCAACUAUCUCAGUGUCUUGGAGGACGAUGCUGGUGAUGCCACAGCUCCGGCGGCUGCCUCUCAUGCAGCCGAACCUGGCCCGUCGGCACCCGAACCGACGAAGGGAGUUACGGCCACAGCUCUUUACGAUUAUGAAGCCGGAGAAGACAACGAGCUCUCAUUCCCCGAGAACGCCAUCAUCACCAACGUCACAUUUCCUGAUGAAGACUGGUGGCAUGGCGAGUACCAGGGCCAAGCAGGCCUGUUCCCGGCUAAUUACACCAAGCUCAACGACUGA
Molecule: messenger RNA, 2448 nt
Organism: Exophiala dermatitidis NIH/UT8656
Lineage: Eukaryota; Fungi; Ascomycota; Eurotiomycetes; Chaetothyriales; Herpotrichiellaceae
Exons: 4
Coding region: 1-2448 (815 amino acids)
Biological process (GO): regulation of actin filament polymerization
Cellular component (GO): cortical actin cytoskeleton; site of polarized growth; plasma membrane
Molecular function (GO): actin filament binding
Source: RefSeq, a predicted model, not a curated record